Nannizzia gypsea CBS 118893 is the source of this 909-nucleotide messenger RNA. RefSeq names its product mannose-P-dolichol utilization defect 1 protein. Lineage: Eukaryota; Fungi; Ascomycota; Eurotiomycetes; Onygenales; Arthrodermataceae. The transcript is spliced from 2 exons. The coding region runs from base 1 to 909 and encodes 302 amino acids. The record is from RefSeq and is a predicted model, not a curated record.
AUGGAGUCGCUACCACAGAUUAUCCAAUCGAGCAUAAUAAAUCCUCUACAGCCUCUACUUCGGCAGAUCACCACUGCUUUGCCAGCUCCAGUGAAUGACGCGCUCAUCUCACUACUUGGUGCUAACUGCUUCACCUCUCUCGUCCUUGGCCUUGACAUAACCAAAGACCCCGAAUGCCUGCCGCUUGCAAUCUCUAAAGCACUUGGAAUUGCUAUCGUCUUAUUCAGCGCCAUCGUUAAAGUACCACAGAUUCUAAAGCUCAUCUCUUCGCGCUCAGCUGCCGGAGUCUCAUUCACAUCCUACGCCCUCGAAACAACCAGUUUUCUUAUCACUCUCGCCUACAAUGCUCGCCAGGGAUUUCCGUUCAGUACAUAUGGCGAGGUUGCUCUAAUUGCAGUUCAGGACAUAGUUGUCAGCGUUCUGGUUUUGGUGUUUUCUGGCCAAACCGCUUCCGCCGGUGCUUUUGUCGCUGCGGUUGUCGGCAUCGUCUACGCAUUGCUGUUCAGUGGCGAGACUAUUGUUGACCAGGCUACGAUGGGCUACCUCCAAGCUGGAGCUGGACUAUUGGGUAUUGCGAGCAAGCUGCCCCAGAUCUAUACGAUCUGGAGUCAAGGAGGCAUUGGGCAACUUAGCUCCUUUGCGGUUUUCAACUACCUUUUUGGGUCCCUUUCUCGCAUCUUCACAACCUUACAGGAAGUGGAUGAUAAGCUCAUACUCUAUGGUUUCGUUGCCGGAUUUACGCUUAAUGUCAUACUUGCGGGGCAAGUGCUCUACUACUGGAAUGCGCCAUCGACCGUCCCUGAGAAACCUUCGAUCCGCGUUUCAAGGGAACAAAAACCGAUAGCAGUAUCGAGCGGGGUAUCCCAAAGUCCCUCAGUCAAAGGCCCAUCAACAAGGCGAAGGGGUUAA